GCGCAGUGAUGAAUUUUGCGAACUGUAUUGUCCGGCACAUUCCGUCGUACUGUUUAACGUAACCCGAAGCGACAGCUCGGUAAUUUGCCAUGUUCGAUUUAAACACGGAACUGUAAAAGUCGGUUAUUCCGUGUCUCAGCUCUACCAUAGUUUAUCCGCCGCUCUGCCGGAUCAUUUGCGAUUCUGUGCUGAAAGCUGGAAAUUUAUUACAUUGUGUGAUGAGAAAAGCGCGUAUCUUCAAUGGAGUGAAAGAAGUGGUGCCGAUUUUAGGAUGGCUGCCGCAUUACAAUACCGAAACAGCUUUGGGUGAUUUAAUUGCUGGCAUUACAGUCGGAUUAACGUUAAUUCCACAGAGUAUUGCUUACGCUGCUCUCGCUGGGUUAGAACCACAGUAUGGAUUGUACUCAUCACUUUGUGGCGGUUUCAUUUACGCUUGUUUUGGAACCGUGAAAGAUUUAAACAUUGCUCCGACCGCACUCAUAUCCUUAUUAACAUACUCAUACAUCAAAGAUACAUCUUCACCAGAAGUAGCAAUAUUCCUUUGCUUCUCCGCCGGACUUCUACAGUUUCUCUUCGGUGUGUUCAAGUUGGGAUUUCUGGUAGACUUUGUGUCUGCGCCGGUUGUCUCCGGCUUCACCUCCGCGGGUGCCAUCACCAUCGCCGCUUCCCAAGUGAAAAGCAUGUUAGGGUUGAAAUUCCGUGCUGAAAGCUUCAUCGAAGUGGUCUACCAUGUCUUCGCAAAUAUCACCAAAGCGAAGCUGGGUGAUACGGCUCUCAGUCUCGUAUGUUGCGUGCUUCUCAUAGGUUUGCGCGAAGUCCGUCGCUGGGGUCUGGCACCGUCCGUACCCAACGCUAGCAGGAACAAAAUUGCCAUUUGGUUCAUCUCGGUAGGACGCAACGCGCUGAUCGUGAUCACAACGUCGGUGUGCGCAUACUUCCUGCACAGCGAUGUUUUCACGCUGACGAACACCGUUCCGGAUGGUCUCCCACAAUUUGCGCCGCCCUUCAAACUGGCGGAUGUUGGCGAGCACGUGCGGCAGUUGUACACGGGGAUUCUUGUCGUGGCGUUAGUAGCGAUAUUAAGUAAUAUGGCGAUCGCCAAAUCAUUCUCAAGUGGAAAAGUUUUGAAUGCAUCUCAGGAAAUGUCCACGCUCGGAUUGUGCAAUAUCGUUGGAUCAUUCUUCGGGUCGUUUCCGGUCAACGCUUCGUUUUCACGAGCGGCGCUCAACCAUGCCAGUGGGGCUCGUACUACUUUUGGGGGUAUUUACACCGGAAUCAUGGUGAUUUUAUCUCUUACAUUCUUAACCAAGUAUUUCAUCUUUAUUCCCAAAGCUGCUCUGGCGUCAGUCAUCUUUUGCGCAGUUAUCUACAUGGUAGAAAUUGAGAUAGUGAAGAAUUUGUGGCAGACGACUAGAAUUGAACUUAUACCAUUAGCAGCGACAUUCCUAUGGUCUCUGGCUGAUUCGAUCGAGCGAGGAAUACUCGUGGGCGUGGUUGUGGAUCUCCUUUUAAUAGUUUGGUUUAUCUCGAAACCAAAAAUUAAAGAUGAAAUUGUUGUCAUGGAUCAUAUCAGUUACCUCCAACUGGCUUUAGUUGGUAGCCUUACUUACAUAUCAGGAGAAUCUGUUCGUGAGAAGACUCACCGUGUCGUGAAGAAGUGCCACAACGUAACAGUCACAGACUCCGGCCCGAACGCAAACAAUCCAGAAAUAAAAUGUUUGCUCAUCGUUUUUGAUUGCAAUAAGCUGCAACGAGUCGAUUACAGUGCAACUAAAGCGCUGGGGGCACUCAUGGCUGAUUUUGUAGAAACCAAUCGAAACUCGAAGGAAAAGGUCGAGAUUGUGUUUCUGGACUUGAAUGAAAAACUGCGUAUCAAAAUGGAGAGUAUUAUUGGUAAUACGCUUAAUUGUGUGAAUAAGGAUAAUCUGCAUGAUGUUGUUCAACGAUAUACAAAUACAUCAAUAUCGCCAGGGUUUGAGACGACGCCUUGUUAACCGUAGAAUAAUAUUUCUAUUAAAAUGUAAUUUAUGCUCUCGAUAAAUGUGUCGAAAUCAA
This is a messenger RNA of Dalotia coriaria, 2055 nucleotides long. Its product is annotated as sodium-independent sulfate anion transporter-like. Bases 219 to 1994 code for a protein of 591 amino acids. Gene Ontology annotation, biological process: transmembrane transport. Gene Ontology annotation, molecular function: secondary active sulfate transmembrane transporter activity. NCBI's taxonomy places the organism in Eukaryota, Metazoa, Arthropoda, Insecta, Coleoptera, Staphylinidae. Gene Ontology annotation, cellular component: plasma membrane. The record is from RefSeq and is a predicted model, not a curated record. The transcript has 8 exons.